AUCUAAAAAUAUUUACAUUUGUUAAUAUAGGUGAAAUUGACCCUAAAGCUACACACAGAGCAAGUCUGGUUAAACUGUGUAUAAGUAAGGGAAUCAGAAGAAAGUCCAGCACCUCAGAAAUUCUGGUAAGGUGUAUUGUCCAGACCAAGAAUAAAGUGAAGAGAAGUCUUUGCCUCCUCCUACAGUGAUGGAGGCAGAAGGACAGCAGUGGCCUCACAAGACAGACUUUUACAUGCAGUUGCCAAAAGUGGAGCUUCAUGCCCACCUGAAUGGCUCCAUUAGUUCCAGGACCAUGAAGAAAUUAAUAGCCAAGAAGCCACAUCUUAAAGUUCAUGAUCACAUGACCAUGAUUGACAAGGGAAAGAAAAGGACUUUAGAAGAAUGUUUCCAGAUGUUCCAAGUUAUUCACCAGCUGACUACUAACCCUGAGGAUAUUCUAAUGGUCACAAAAGAUGUCAUUAAGGAAUUUGCAGAUGAUGGUGUCAAGUACCUGGAGCUAAGGAGCACACCCAGAGGGGAAAAUGCUACUGGAAUGACCAAGAAGACCUACGUGGAAUCUAUUCUUGAAGGCAUAAAACAGUGCAAACAAGAAAAUGUAGAUAUUGAUGUAAGGUAUUUGAUGGCAAUUGACAGAAGAGGUGGCCCGACAGUAGCCAAGGAGACUGUUGAACUUGCUAAAGAGUUCUUCCUCUCAACUGAGGAUACAGUGCUUGGCCUUGACCUCAGUGGAGAUCCUACUAUAGGACAAGCAACAGACUUCUUGGAACCUCUUUUAGAAGCUAAAAAAGCAGGUCUGAAGUUGGCAUUGCAUCUCGCAGAGAUUCCAAAUAGGAAAAAGGAAACACAAAUGCUGCUGGAUCUGCUCCCUGACAGGAUUGGGCAUGGAACAUUCCUCAACUCCUCUGAGGGAGAGUCCCUGGGUCAGGUGGACUUUGUGAGGCAACACCAGAUACCUCUUGAACUUUGUUUGACCUCAAACAUCAAAAGCCAGACAGUUCCUUCUUAUGAGCAGCAUCACUUUGGAUUCUGGUACAGCGCCGCUCAUCCUUCUGUGAUCUGUACGGAUGAUAAAGGUGUCUUUGCAACAUACCUUUCUCAAGAAUAUCAAAUGGCAGCAGAAACAUUUAAUUUGACCCCAUCUCAGGUGUGGGAUCUGUCUUACGAAUCCAUCAACUACAUCUUCGCAUCUGACAACACCAGAGCAGAACUGAGAAGGAGGUGGAAUCACCUGAAGCCCAAAGUGAUUACACUUUUAAACUGUGAUGAGGCUAACUACAUUUGAUUAUACAUUGUAACCACGAUCUUCCUGCUGCAUCCCACCCAGGGAACUGUCCACUACUGCCCUUGAAGCUCAGUAGCCCAAUGUAUGUGGGGUCUUAAGUCCACACCUUCAUAUGGAAAGUGCUCAAUAACAUCUCACACAAAGAGCCCUGAGGUCUUGCAUGGCUUUACCUCCAUGCUGCUUGCUGGAGGGUUGUUAACUAAUCCCUUAUCCCACUAGUGACUUUCUUUCUUCACUUAGCACUCCUUCCCUAUGAGUGACCAUAAAACUUCCGAGAAGCUCUUUUGUCUUCAGGGAAACCUCUAUGUUUUCUUUCUUCUUCUUUUUCUUUUGGUUUUUCGAGACAGGGUUUCUCUGUGUAGCCUUGGCUGUCCUGGACUCGCUUUGUAGACCAGGCUGGCCUUGGAAUUCAGUGAUCUGCCUGCCUCUGCCUCCCAAGUGCUGGGAUUAAAGGCGUGUGCCACCAUGCCCAGCUUUACCUCUAUGUUUUCUUAGCUUUAAUCAGAUUCCUUCCACUUCCUUUGAUCCUUUCAAGUAGUAUUUCUCAAGACUAUUGUGUCAGGUCACACUGCAUACCCAAACCAUUUGUAUGAAUGCCUAGCAGGUGACUCUGUAGUAACAGAGCUAGAAUCUGGCUUUGCUGUCCUCAAAAUGUCUUAGAAAUAACUGAAAUAAUAAAAAUACUUGAGUGUAAUUAAAGGAAAGAAUUGCUGGCUCAAAGUGAGAAAGACACCUGGCUG
Messenger RNA from Acomys russatus (golden spiny mouse), 2022 nucleotides. It is a transcript of the gene Mapda, whose product is annotated as adenosine deaminase like. Gene Ontology annotation, molecular function: adenosine deaminase activity. Gene Ontology annotation, biological process: adenosine catabolic process; inosine biosynthetic process. The record is from RefSeq and is a predicted model, not a curated record. NCBI's taxonomy places the organism in Eukaryota, Metazoa, Chordata, Mammalia, Rodentia, Muridae.